CCCGCCCCCGCCCGCCGCGGCGCGGGCAGUGGGGCCAUGGCGGGGCCGGGCGUCGGGCGCGCUGCGGGGCUCCCCCUGCGCCGCUGGCUGCAGCCGCUGGCCGGGGCGCCGCGCUCGGAGCCGGCCCGGAGGGGCCGAGCCAGCGCGGCCGGAGCAGCCGCUGCGGCGCAGGGCGAGCGGCGGCUGAAGGGCCCCGAGGAGCUGCCGGGGCCGGGGCUGCUGGGCUCGCUGUACUGGAUCUUCGUGCGCGGCUACCUGCUGCACACGCACCAGCUGCAGGUGACGUUCCGGAAGCUUUACGGCCCCAUGUGGAAAUCCACCUUUGGGAAGUACAAGAACGUGAACAUCGGGAGCCCGGAGAUCCUGGAGCAGCUGCUGAGGCAGGAGGGGAAAUACCCCAUGAGGAGCGACAUGGCCCUGUGGAAGGAGCAUCGGGAUAUCAGGCAGCUGCCGUACGGCCUGUUCACCGAGGAAGGGGAACGCUGGUACCGCCUGCGCCAGGUCCUCAACCAGCGGAUGCUCAAGCCGUCGGAGGCCAUGCUGUACACGGGGGCCAUCAACGAGGUGGUGUCGGACCUGAUGGCCCGGCUGCAGGUGGAGAGGGCCGGGAGCCCCUCGGGGGUCCUGGUGGGGGACGUGACCAGCCUGCUCUACAGAUUCGCCCUGGAAGGCAUCUCCUACAUCCUCUUCGAGACCCGCAUCGGGUGCCUGGAGCAGGAGAUCCCCCUGGAGACGCGGCACUUCAUCGACGCCGUCGGCCUCAUGCUGAAGAACUCCAUCUUCGCCACCGUCCUGCCCCAGUGGAGCCGGGAGCUGCUGCCCUUCUGGAACCGCUACCUGGGGAACUGGGACACCAUCUUCGCCUUCGGUCUGUGCCCUGGGCGGGGAGCCGGGGUCAGACUCCACCCUGGCGUCGCUGGGAUGGUACCCAGGGCUGGGAGCCGCGUCGCCCUUCGCGGGGAGCAGUUUUACCUGCUGCAGCUCAGCUCCCUGAAACCAAGCCCUGGCUUCCAGAUCUCCCAGCCCUCGCCCUCUGUGCGCAGGCAAGAAGCUGAUCGACAGGAAGAUGGAGGAGCUGGAGGGGCAGCUGGAGCGGGGCGAGCAGGUGUCGGGCUACCUGAGCUACCUGCUGGCCAGCGGCAAGCUGAUGCCGGCGGAGGUGUACGGCAACGUGGCGGAGCUGCUCCUGGCCGGCGUGGACACGACGUCCAACACCUUGUCCUGGGCCCUCUACCACCUGGCCAGGAGCCCAGAGACCCAGACCUCCUUGUACCAGGAGGUGAACAGUGUCGUCCCCGGAGAGCGGAUCCCCGGCGCCCAGGAUCUCGCCAAGAUGCCGCUGCUUCGGGCCAUUAUCAAGGAAACGCUCAGGCUGUACCCCGUGGUCCCCACCAACGCCAGGGUCAUGGUGGAGAAAGACGUCAUCAUUGGAGGCUAUCACUUCCCGAAGAACACGCUCUUCGUCCUGGCUCACUACGCGAUGGCGCACGACCAGACCAGCUUCCCGGAGCCCGAGCGCUUCCUGCCCCAGCGCUGGCUCCGGGGCCACGGCUCCGCCCACCACCCCUUCAGCUCCAUCCCCUUCGGCUACGGGGUCCGCGGCUGCCUGGGCCGGCGCUUCGCGGAGCUGGAGAUGCACCUGGCUCUGGCCAGGAUCACCCGGACGUUCGAGCUGCGGCCGGACCCCCGUGGCACGGAGGUGAAGUCGGUCUCCCGCAUUGUCCUGGUGCCCAACAAGCCCAUCAACCUGCAGUUCAUUGCCCGCCAGCCGGCCCCCUGAGCGCCCCCACCCCGCUUUGCUCAUCCCAGGACCCCAUCCGAGUCCGCCCCUCGCCUGGGCCUUCCGGGCUAGACAGGUCUGCCCUGGGCCCGGCUCUCUCCCCGUUAGGCCCUGGGGAUGGCAGCUGCCCACGGGUCAGGGUGUAGGUGGGAUCUCGGCUGGCGUGGGCAGGGCAGCCGUGUGGUCUCAAUGUAGCUGGAAUCAAUGGGCCAAAGGUGUUCCUGCGCCCGUCGCACUCCAGCCUUACAGGGUGUUGAACAGGGUCUGGGGUUCGUGGGCGCAGCCUGGGCCGGCCGGGCACCCUGGCAAAUGCCCCGGUUGCCUUUCACUAGCGAUCCCCAAACCGGGGAGAAGCGGCGCCAGCCUGGAACCGGGCAGGGCUAAGUCAGGCCUGGCUGGGAACGGGAAGGAAAAGGCACCGGGGGUGACUCUCAGCUGGCACUGAGGACGUCCUGGGGCAGAGGAGAGGUUAGUGGAGAUGGGCCGGAGCUGGCUGUCCGCCCAGGGGUGGCAGGAUACGGCUGGCACCAACAGAGGCAGCCCUGCCAGCUGGGUCCCUCUUUUCAGCGUGAGGAAGGCCGGGGGCAAGUGGUGCCAGUCUCCUUUGGAGGACGCAGCCAGCAGCGAUGGGGAGCCUAGCCCCGCCCCCCCCAUUGCUUUGUCUGCCCAUUAGGCCUAACUGCCCCCUCACCCAUUGUGGUUCGUUCAUUUCCGGACCCCCCCACCCAGGCUGUGUUCACCAGGCCUGAGCUCCCCCGGCCCGGUGUUUUGCUGGGACCAAUUUGGCCCGGCUCCCUUUGCCCAGCAAGAUGUGCCCAGCUUGCACUGAGGGUACGUUGGUGGGUCUGGCUAUCGCCCCAGCUCCUGGGGAUGGGUCAGGGCCUCCCGCUGCUUGGGGGGGCUGGGGUCCCCUUUAACCAUGAAAGCACCGAGCCGGAGGUGCCGCUGCUCUGAUCCAAAGAGCAAACUCCACAUCUCCCCCCUCGGUGUCACUGGAGCUCCCCGCAGCAGCGGGGACCCGAAGAGCAGCUCGCCCCCCUCGCCCUGCCCCAGGGGCUGCCCGCUCCAGGCUGGGCGGCGGGGGGGGGUUACCCCCAACAUGCCCCCGCCACUCUAGCGCCACCUAGCCCCUGUCCCCCGCCCACGCAGAGGAACCUCUGCACUGGGACAGUCUGUGGUGGGCGCUGCCAGGGGGGACCCACCCAGCUGUGCCAGCCGGUGGAACGGCCAGGCCUGGCCGGAGCUGGGCUGCAGCGGGCUCCACUAACCUCCCUGCCACCGGCCUGCAACAAACGCACAGGGCUGGGCGCCAGGACUCCUGGGUUCGAACCCCAACGCUGACACCGACUCUCAUGCCCGCCCUGGCCCGGAGGCCCUCUGGCUAGCAGCAAAGCAGGGACGGCGAUGGUGAGCGACCUGCCGUGUGCCUGCAACCUCCCAGCUUCCCCGGGGGCGUCAGCGCUGCCCUGGGCGUGGGGGGGUCCUGUAGCCCAGCUGGGCAGCAAUAAAGUAACAUGCGCUUAAGCUCCUGCA
This is a messenger RNA of Chelonia mydas (Green sea turtle), 3313 nucleotides long. RefSeq names its product sterol 26-hydroxylase, mitochondrial. Gene Ontology annotation, cellular component: mitochondrial inner membrane. The transcript has 9 exons. The record is from RefSeq and is a predicted model, not a curated record. Gene Ontology annotation, biological process: cortisol metabolic process; C21-steroid hormone biosynthetic process; glucocorticoid biosynthetic process. Bases 37 to 1926 code for a protein of 629 amino acids. NCBI's taxonomy places the organism in Eukaryota, Metazoa, Chordata, Testudines, Cheloniidae. Gene Ontology annotation, molecular function: oxidoreductase activity, acting on paired donors, with incorporation or reduction of molecular oxygen; heme binding; iron ion binding.